This is a messenger RNA of Brassica oleracea var. oleracea, 579 nucleotides long. RefSeq lists its product as uncharacterized. The record is from RefSeq and is a predicted model, not a curated record. The transcript has a single exon. The coding region runs from base 25 to 504 and encodes 159 amino acids. NCBI's taxonomy places the organism in Eukaryota, Viridiplantae, Streptophyta, Magnoliopsida, Brassicales, Brassicaceae.
CCUACUCUCUCCCCCUCAGUCGCAAUGGAUGUUUUGAUGAAACACAACCUCCUCAAAAGCUUCAUCUUCUCUCUCAUUCUCACUCUCAUCUUCCUUAUUGCUCCAUCAUCAUCAUCAUCGAAUCAACAAACAAGAGUAUCUACACAAAAGACAGAACCCUAUCUCGACGGCGACGAAUCACCGCACCAACUCGUCUACAUCAAGAAAAUGACGCCGUUUAUCUUGAACCCGCGGCAACGUGAUCAGCACCGUCGUCUUCGUUACAACCACCACUACUACUACUACCGCCAUAGUAUCCGUCGCCGUGGUCUUCGUCACCGUGCCAACUACUUCAAGAUGAUGACCAAGAAAAACAGUAACGGUUUUAACCGUCCGGUACGACCGGAUACUUUCUCUGCUAUGCUUCCCAAAGGAUUCGUACCUCCUUCUGGUUCAUCUCCUUGCCAUAACCAGAACCCUAAUUCCGCUACCACUCUCUUCUGCGAUCUUUCUACACAACCUUAGAGUUCUCCACAAAUCGGACUUCAAGAUUCUUUAAUCACCGUACGAGAUACGAUUUUGUUCUUCCACUUUUGUAAU